Messenger RNA from Cucurbitaria berberidis CBS 394.84, 1474 nucleotides. RefSeq lists its product as uncharacterized. The transcript is spliced from 2 exons. The coding region runs from base 85 to 1320 and encodes 411 amino acids. Gene Ontology annotation, cellular component: mitochondrial small ribosomal subunit. Gene Ontology annotation, molecular function: structural constituent of ribosome. Gene Ontology annotation, biological process: mitochondrial translation. NCBI's taxonomy places the organism in Eukaryota, Fungi, Ascomycota, Dothideomycetes, Pleosporales, Cucurbitariaceae. The record is from RefSeq and is a predicted model, not a curated record.
ACCAGCCCACACUCAUUAUACCCCCGUCCUGUUCCUCUUCCCUAUAUACUCUUAAAUCAAUGCGAUAGCAUUAGCAGCAUCACAAUGCCUCCGCGGUUACGCUCCUCCAACCUCCCCUCACCCGCUGCUUCAUCACCCUUCGUCUCCUGCCCAUGCACAAGAUUAUCGCCCUUCAUCAGGGUAGCACAGAGAUCGCGCGACUUUUCAUCAACACCAGUGCAGCAGAUCACAUUACGGCGGCGGAAAUUCUAUGAGUGGCUCAAUGGGCCUGGAAGGUCACUGAAGGAGCCUCUGCCGGGCUCCACCAACUACCUGGGGGCAUACGACAAGUACGGUAAUCUCGUUCGAGCAGGUCCGGGAUGGCGGAGAGAUGCCCCGCAACCUCCAGGGCAGGGGCAGGCAGAAGUACAGGACAAGGAAGAGAAGUCGGCCGAGGACCCGGCGCCGCAGGGUCAAGAAAGCUUAGACGAGUUAGAGGCGGCAAUUCGUGCUGGCGAAGCUGAGGAGAAGGAAGCCAAGAAGACUUCAGAAGAGGACGAUGGAAAACUGCCACCCGAAACAGCAGAGGAUCUCCGUCCUUUUCCACUAAACAAAUACUUCCGAUCUCAACCAGUACUCAGCGAAGAGCUACGAGAAGCCAUAUACCAACGCGUCAAGAAGGACGGCGCAACAGUAUCACUUGCUAGUGUUGAGUUCGGCGUCAGCAAUGAGCGUGUUGGCGCCGUUGUGCGACUAAAGCAGAUGGAGAAGGAGUGGAUUGCACAGGGACAAACACUAGCUAUCCCUUACAGCAAAGCUGUCCUCUCCAUGCUCCCAACAACACCAAACAUCGACACCUCUCAGAAGGGCAAACGUCCCAUAGUCCACGAGCCCAUCAACGACCUCAAGGUCCACCCGGCAACACGGCAACAGCUCUUUGUUCCUGUCGCCGAGUCGCGUCACUUCACGCGUGUUGAUGCCGGAAAAGCGUUUGACAACAACCUACUUCCAGCUGAUGCAAGGAUCCCACAUCCUGAGCUAGUGCAAGCAGAAAAGGAAAUAGCGAGCGGGCUGAGCUUCGAGGAAAGGAGAAAGCUGGCUGAGGAGCGCUUUGAAGCCGAGGCAAAGCGGAAGCGGGACGCAGAGAGGAAAAAAGAAGAGGAACUCCGGGCUCUCAAGGUCGUCCCCAAACGACGAUGGGACUUUGUUUUCCAGGACGUCAGCGUCGAGGACGCAGGCCGCGAUGGGCGGGGGGCAAAGGCAGCCGGGUGGCGGUAUGGCGUGCCGCAUCAAGACCGCAAGAGGGGCAUCCCCAAGAUCCCUACCAAGGUCGAGGCUUAGAGCGCGGCUUGAGGCUGUGGCUUAUACUGUGUACACUAUGUAUCUGUCUGUAUUGGAUUCUUGUAGCAUACCAUGUCAGCGCGAGUCCUGCAUGAGGGGAAGAUAUACCCCCUUGUAGCAAUGUAACGAAACUAUUAUCAACAUGUAUUGAUCG